GUGCUGGAGCUCGUGCCCGCGUCGGCCCUGCUGGCGGGGGAGGCCGCGGCGAGCUGGGAGCCCCGGCAGGUGGCCCUGGACUUUCUCGAGGUCCGGAACCCGAGGCUGUUGGCAGAAUACGCUCGCGCCGCCCAGCGCAAGGGCAGCGGUGUGCUCGCCGGCGGCCUCCCGCCCGCGCUGGACGAGGAGGAGCUGCUGGCCCGGGCCGUGGUGCCCGAGAUGCGCCGCCGCCUCGCCCCGGCGCAGUGCCUGGAGCUGCCCGGGGGCGCGCCGCACAUGCCCUCCGAGGACGCCCUGCUGCAGGCCGCGCGGAGGCUCAACGAGGCCGUGGCCGCCGAGGAGUCCCGGUUCCUCGCCAACUUGGGCGUGCGGCUGCGCGGCGGGAAGGUGCCGCUCCUGAACGCCGCCCACCUCUCCCUGCGGCACAGCCUGCUGGAUGCGCUGAGCGCCGCCGAGGCCCGCAGGGCAGACCGCCAGUGGAGCGCGCUGCAGUCGCACCGGCAGCGCACCGAGGAGGAGUUCAUGGCCAUGGUCCACAAGCGCACGGGCGACGCCCGACGCGCCCACAUGCUCGCCGACCUCUUCUUCGACGCGCUGGCGCGCGAGUGGCUCGACGAGUCGCUGGUGUCG
Messenger RNA from Prorocentrum cordatum, 630 nucleotides. The record is from the annotation of a GenBank genome assembly. Lineage: Eukaryota; Dinophyceae; Prorocentrales; Prorocentraceae.